AUGGGAGAGUUUCAACACGGUCUUUUUGGAUGUUUCGACAAUAUCGGCUUGUGCCUGGUAUCAUAUUUUGUACCGUGUUACCAGUUCGGUAAAAAUGCAGAGGCCGUUGGAGAAGGGUGUUUCCUUUGCGGGAUAGCGUCGCUGGUGCCUUUAGUGAAUUUCUAUGCGGUGAUGAAAAUCCGUGGGAAAAUCCGUGAAGCUAAAGGCAUUGAGGGGUCGGCAGUAUCAGACUUAUUCACAUGGUGUUUUUGUGGAAUUUGUGCGCUAGUACAGGAAGCACAGGAGGUCCAGGGAAUGACACCCCAAUCCAUCGCCCGGGAAUAA
Molecule: messenger RNA, 324 nt
Organism: Mizuhopecten yessoensis (Yesso scallop)
Lineage: Eukaryota; Metazoa; Mollusca; Bivalvia; Pectinida; Pectinidae
Product: cornifelin homolog A-like
Exons: 1
Coding region: 1-324 (107 amino acids)
Source: RefSeq, a predicted model, not a curated record